AUUUUUCAAAACCCAAUAAAACAUCAUAACUCAAACCAUUUCACUAUUAUUCACAAACUAUUUCACUACUAUUUACAAAUUUCUCAUCUCACCUCAUUCCUCAAGCAUCCCCUCUAAAAGCAUCUUCUCCCUUUUGUGAUAACAAGGUGGAGGAUGUUGUAUUAGGUUCAAAACCCAUGGAGCACAUAUGUAACCUAGCAAUUCAAAAAAGUAAUAUAUAUAUAUAUAUUUAUAUAAAUUUCUUUUUUCACUUUUGACCCCAGUUUUCUCUCCGUACAAUUUUCACUUUUCUCCCUCCCCUGUUUUCUCAUGCAUGUAUGUAAACUCAUCUCCAGUGCCUCACGUCGGAGUUGAUUAACUCAACUCCUAGUCAGUUUUUCUGGUCUUGUAUUAGCUUCUUUUUCAUUUUCAUCUAUGGAGUAUGUUAGGCACUUCAAGGUGGAAUCAAAAUCCUUUUUUUUCAUGUUGGAGGGGGGUAGUAGCAUUUGUAUUACUGAACAUAGCAGAAGAUUGGUCAAAAGGCACGUAAAAGCCAGAGGGUGCUUCUUGCACUUGGCAGAACUUGGAUUUGAAAAAAAGAGGGGAUCAGUGCUGGUUAAAGGCUUGAAGGGCAAUGAUUGGGAGGAUUUCGCUUACCACCUGGGUAAAGUUGCUGGCAAUCAUCUAAGAAGGACACUAGAGGAAGAAAUCUUUCCACCCUCCAACAGGACCUCAUAUGCAGCUGCAUUGAGCUUGCUGGCAAGGAGUGUCCCUGACACGAUGGCUGACAGGAAGCAUGCAAUGGGAGAAAGGCUGUGUAGCAGACCUAUCACUGACAUGGGUGGUAGGGGAGCCCCUGUUGCAGGUACUAUGUUGGGAGAUGUAGAAGGGGUGCUGUGGGAGGUCAGAGGCCAUUUGUCAGGGCUAUCAGAAGAGAUUUCGGUUCCUAUGAGGAAGGUUGACUGGGGCUUAAGCACGUUAAUGGGCCAAAGAAAUGGAGCUGCACAGGAGCAGGUCUGGAAAGGCUGUGCAGGAAAGGAUAUGCAGGAUUAGGCCUGCACAGGAACUGAAGAGGCCCAUGGAUCAGGCCUCGUUAGGGUUUCUCAUAGGGUUGGGCCCACAACCCAGAAGCCCACCAAGCUCGUGAGCCUUUUGAUCCUUCUCGGGCUCGAGCCUCUACCUUAGGUUCGAGUGCCCUAAUCCCGCCGACACCCUUGCCGGCAACACAGACAUCGCCGCGGACCCUGUUGUUCCUAUAGGCACUGUUAGUGCGCGGCUUAAGGGCACGACAGCGACAACAUCGACUUCGACAACGCUGUUUGGAGAGGAAAAUGACGCUGCCACGCUUCCUAGGCUAUCGGAGGCUUGACGCCGCCACAGAAAGGGCCAAUAGGCUCAGUCGAACCCUUGGGUUGCAACCUGGACCCUCUCUCGACUCUAGAUGAAGUCUUCACGAACCCAGUGGUCGAUAACCCAUCGAGAGAGGACCCAUGGGUAUUAUUGUGAUGUGGGUCAAGAGAGGAGUUGAUUUGGUGGAGGAGUUUAUUGAGGAGUUUGUGGGUUGCAUGUUCUUUCACUACUUUGGAGGAUGGAUUUGGGUGGGGUUUUGCAGGCGUAUAUGGACCUAACAAUGACAACAACAUGAAGCUUCUUUGGGAUGAGAUUGCUGGUUUGUGUAGCUGGUGGGAGAGCCCAUGGUGAAUUGGAGGUGAUUUCAACAACACUCGGUUCUCGAGUGAGAGGUCGGGGGUUUCUAACUCAGGAACAGCCAUGGCUGACUUUUCAGCCUUAUUUCCUGAAAUGGACUUGAUUGAUCUCCCACUGGCGGGGGGUGACUACAUUUGGUCAAACAGGAAGGCAUGGUCUUGGCUGGACAAAUUUAUUGUCUCUCCUUCCUGGGAGGCACACUUCCCCACUCUAUGCCAAAAACGCCUCCCUAGGCUUUGCUUAGAUCAUUUUCCACUUUUGCUGGACUGCGGGGGUCUUCAUGAGGGGCAGAGAUAUUUCAAACUUGAGAAUAUGUGGCUGAAGGUAGAUGGGUUCAUGGACAAAAUCAGAUCAUGGUGGUGGUCCUAUCAUAUCUCGAGCAUCCCCAAUUUUGUGUUAGUGGGGAAACUUAAAGCCUUGAAAAAUGACCUGAGGACUUGGAACAUGGAAGUCUUUGGGAAUCUAAAUGACCAAAGGUAUAAUUUUUUUCAAGAACUGCAGUGAUUCGAGGACAAAAAGGUGAUUGGGGCCCUCACGGCUGAUGAAAAGGAAAGGAAAAUGGUUGU
Messenger RNA from Juglans microcarpa x Juglans regia, 2252 nucleotides. RefSeq lists its product as uncharacterized. NCBI's taxonomy places the organism in Eukaryota, Viridiplantae, Streptophyta, Magnoliopsida, Fagales, Juglandaceae. The record is from RefSeq and is a predicted model, not a curated record. Bases 415 to 1032 code for a protein of 205 amino acids. The transcript is spliced from 2 exons.